Molecule: messenger RNA, 1280 nt
Organism: Gloeophyllum trabeum ATCC 11539
Lineage: Eukaryota; Fungi; Basidiomycota; Agaricomycetes; Gloeophyllales; Gloeophyllaceae
Product: pectin lyase-like protein
Exons: 12
Coding region: 60-1268 (402 amino acids)
Biological process (GO): carbohydrate metabolic process
Molecular function (GO): polygalacturonase activity
Source: RefSeq, a predicted model, not a curated record
CGAGUAAUGGACCAACUCGCAACAACCACACCUCGCGGUAUAUUUCUCGACUCUGCACCAUGGGUACCCUCCACUUCCUCGCAGCGCUAGCUCUACUGCUGGUAUGGUCUGCCAUCAGCGCACUUGCGUCUCCUGCGGAUGCGUGCACCUUGAAUGCCACCGGCGGGGACGACGCCCCGAACUUCGUACAGGCUUACUUCGCCUGCGAUACAGUUAUCAUUCCGGAGAGUACAGUGCUAAAUAUCGGCACCCGCAUGAACAUGACUGGAGGUGUCAACAAGCACAUCGAUCUACAAGGCACCAUCAAGUUCACGUCGGAUAUCAAUUACUGGUCUGGAAAUGGAUACUAUUUUGCCUUCCAGGAUCAAAUCACUUUCUGGAAGCUCGGAGGCGAGAACAUCCGUCUGGACGGCGGGGGCGUCCUAGACGGAACCGGACAGCCGUGGUACGACGCGUUCGCCAGCAACAGCUCCCUCCUCCGACCUAUCCUCCUAACAAUCUCUCAAGGCCGCAACGUGGUCGUCAAGGAUAUUACUAUGCUUAACGGUCCCGAAUGGAUUAACUUCGUUACAGACAGCUCUAACGUAACGUACGACAAUAUCCACAUCAACGCUAGCUCGACGUCCUCCCACCUUGCCAAGAACACGGAUGGAUGGGAUAUUUACCGGAGCGACGGCGUUGUUAUUCAGAAUUCGGUCAUUAAUAAUGGGGACGACUGCGUCUCGUUCAAGCCCAACUCGACGAAUAUCUUGGUGUCGAAUCUCAACUGCAACGGCUCCCAUGGUAUAUCGGUAGGUUCCCUAGGCCAAUACGCCGGGGAAUACGAUAUCGUGGAGAACGUCACCUCUAUCAACAUCCGGAUGGCCAACGCAGAAAACGGGGCCCGCAUCAAAGCAUUCGCCGGACCAAACGUCGGCAGCGGUAUAGUCAAGAACAUCACGUUCCAGAACUUCUCCGAGAUGAACGUGGACUAUCCCGUUGUGAUUGACCAGUGUUAUAUGACGGCGGCUGACGUCUGCGCCGCCUACCCGUCUAAUACAUAUAUCCAAGACGUGUGGUUUACCAAUAUAUCGGGGACGUCCUCCGGAAACGAAAAAUCACUGGUCGCGUCCCUUGACUGCUCCCCGGAUAACAGGUGCAGCAACAUCAAUGUCAACGACCUGAAUCUUUCAGCGCCUGCGAAAUACCAACCAGCGACGUACGGGUGUCAGAACGUCAACCUGACGGGCAACGCAGCCUCGCUUUUUGGGACUUGCGCUACGACAUAGAGGACUAGACGC